Messenger RNA from Cheilinus undulatus (humphead wrasse), 1298 nucleotides. Its product is annotated as complement C1q-like protein 4. Gene Ontology annotation, molecular function: protein binding. Bases 35 to 733 code for a protein of 232 amino acids. Lineage: Eukaryota; Metazoa; Chordata; Actinopteri; Labriformes; Labridae. The record is from RefSeq and is a predicted model, not a curated record. The transcript has 4 exons.
UCCUUUUGAUUCAUCUCAAUUUUCCAGCAUCAACAUGAAAGCUGCCGUACUGCUGUGUCUGCUUCACGCAGUGUUUGGCUGGCAUGGGGAAGGCUUUGACUGGCCGGAACACAUCAUGCCAGCGCACACGGACCCCAGUGAAGACAAACAGUGCAAGGUGGACCUGCUGUCGUGUGGCUGCUGCCUGAUGGAGAAGCAGAUGUAUAGGAUGGAGCAGUUCUUUAACUACACCUAUGAAGCAAUGUCUUACGAGCUUCAUUAUGCAAAGAAAGCCCUUGCUGAAAAAGACAGCCGCUGUGCUUUCUCCGUUGCUCUGAAUCAUACUGAAAACUGCUACGGCCCUUUCGAAAGCCCCAAGACCAUCGUCUACAAGCAUGCCUACAUCAACAUGGGAGACAGCUACAGUGUGGAAAGCGGGAACUUCACCGUUCCCUACUCUGGGGUCUACGGCGUCUCUGUCACCAUCUAUGGGGCCCAGGCCUCUGACAAUGACCUGAACGCCUGCGCUGUUCUGCAGGUUAACGGCACAGACGUGUCUUGGCUGCUGGAGAUGAACGGUCAGGACCUUGAAGACAGUGCCACGGCUGUUUUGGCCAUAAAGUUAAAGGCCGGGGAUGAGGUGGCUGUCGUCCUGCCUGAAGGUUGUGUUAUCUGUGACUACGGCAGCUACUACAACACUUUCACUGCUUUCCUGAUGUACACUACUGACUAUGACUAUUAUGAGUAUUAUUAAGUCUGUUGUGACAUUUAGAUUUGUAGCUCCUAAUCUCAUAAUCUAUUCCAUCAUAUUUUUACAUAUUUCAUGAGGUGAAAUACCAUUGAUCAUCCACAAAAAGAUUUUAGAUGAGGCCUGUUUAAAUCCACUUUUAAAUAAAUGUGUUUGCCAUGUAAAGUCAUGGUUGCAUGAACUAACCAUGUUGAACUGAUGAGAAGUUAUUUGUAAUAGAAAAAUAUGUAAGAAAAAAAAUGUCCUGUACCAAGAAUUAAUUGCUCUUUCAGCAAUUAGCAUGUAAGUUAAUGUUUUCCAUUCACUUAUUAAAUAAACAGAAAUUUCUGAUUAAUUUGAACCAUGAAUUGGUCAUGAUAAUGGGAAAAGAGAUAAAAAUCCUUAUAAAGUUUGAAAAACAACCUUUAAGCUUUUUCUAUAAAAGUUAUGAAUGUUGAUGACGGAAUAAAUAAAACUUGCUGAACAACUUUGGUCUGUCUAUAAUUACUGGAUUAUGUAAAAAUCUGUUUUUAUGAGAAAAUAAUAUUAAUGAAUGUGUGCAUUUGCAUGAAAAAAAUAAAUAAAAAAUUAA